AUGCUUGAUCGACUUUUUAAAAGUAGGUGCCCAAUAUCAAAUGUUCUUGCUAAUCGUUCAAUGACUACAGCAGCGAUGACACACAAAUUUGAAGUGACAGAGCACCAAUGGACAGAUGUAGAAACGUUAAUAAAAUUGCUUAAACCUCUACAAAUUAUGACCACUGUUUUUUUUGAGAAAAAUAUUGUUCGAGUUCAAUGGCAAAUAGCAUCUUUUCUCGACCCAAGGUUCUUAGAACAUGAAACGGUUAAAUCAAGAGAGGAAAUUCGGACACGGGUUAAAAAUUUGAUCAACGAAAUGGCUGAAAUUAAUUGCGAUGUGCAAUUUGAAACACCUGUAACUAAACAUCACGGUGCUCUUGAAUUUCUGUUUUGCGAUGAAACACUUGCAACAGAAUAUCCACUAAAUGUUGCUUUGGCAAGGAAAUAUUUAGGGAUACCAACAACAUCAGUAAGUUCUGAAAGAUGUUUCUCAACCUCUAGAAACAUAGCGACGGCCAAGAGAAGUUGUUUGGCGCCCAAGACGGUAAACAUGCUGAUUUUUCUUUAUCAAAACAAACAAUUAUUAUAG
Macrosiphum euphorbiae (potato aphid) is the source of this 570-nucleotide messenger RNA. Lineage: Eukaryota; Metazoa; Arthropoda; Insecta; Hemiptera; Aphididae. The record is from the annotation of a GenBank genome assembly.